AUGGCCGACACUUUGGGAAAUUCUACUCACAAAAACAAAGGGAAGGGGAAAGCGCAGGAGCCUAAGAACAACGCGUCAAAGCAGACCUCUGGCUACACGGUCAGGAAAUUGAAUCCUCGACGUCCUUUCCCGACUGUUCCCUCCUCUGUCUCCGCGACUGGUCCCCGCUCAGCCCAUACAGAAGGCAAGAAUUAUAUUUGCAUUUCACGCAAAACCCCACUUGCAGCAUACCUGCGCCGAUGCAAGGACAUUAUCCUCAAGGACGGGUACAAAUCUCUCCACCUUAGUGCGAUGGGCGCAGCCAUUCCGCACCUCCUGCUUCUGUCAACCUCCUUACCCUCUAUCCUUCCCUUUAGUCCCGACGAAAUCCAUACCGAGGUCCGUACGGGAACCGUGGAGGUGCAAGACGAGCUAAUUCCCGAAGAUGAGGACGAGGAUAUCUCGUACCGCACGCGGGGAAAAUCUAGCUUGAGUAUAGUGAUCAAGAUUGGCGAAGGUGAUCCGGAGGAUGAGCCAAGGGUAAGUAAUGGGAAGGGUAAAGGGAACGGAAAGAGGAGUGCUGGCGCGCAAGGCGGUGGGGAGGGGAAGAGGAACAAGACCUCGACGCCAGAGGGAGGGAAGGAGGAUGCGAUCGUCUUCCAGGAGCCUGAGCAGGAAAACAUGGAUGAAUCAUAG
Gloeophyllum trabeum ATCC 11539 is the source of this 675-nucleotide messenger RNA. RefSeq lists its product as uncharacterized. The record is from RefSeq and is a predicted model, not a curated record. Gene Ontology annotation, biological process: tRNA 5'-leader removal. Gene Ontology annotation, molecular function: nucleic acid binding. Gene Ontology annotation, cellular component: nucleolar ribonuclease P complex; nucleus; ribonuclease MRP complex. The transcript has 2 exons. Bases 1 to 675 code for a protein of 224 amino acids. Lineage: Eukaryota; Fungi; Basidiomycota; Agaricomycetes; Gloeophyllales; Gloeophyllaceae.